AGUUUGCUUAAGCUGACUCAAGCGGACUUCUCUGGCCUGGAGAAACUGGAGUUGCUGAUGCUGCACAGCAAUGAGAUAAACACAAUCCCUGAGAAGGUGUUCAGGGAUUUAUCUUCAUUGCAGGUCUUAAAAAUGAGUUAUAACAAGGUCAGAGUGCUUCAGCAGUAUGCCUUUUAUGGUCUGAGGAGCUUGGUACGGUUGCAUAUGGACCAUAACAAAAUUGAAUUUGUAAAUCCCAAGGUCUUCUAUGGACUGACAUCACUGAGGUUGGUUCACUUGGAAGGGAAUUUACUGAAGCAGCUUCACCCAGACACUUUUGUUUCCUUACGCUACAGCCAGAUAUUUAAAAUAUCCUUCAUCAAGCACAUAUAUUUAUCUGACAAUGUGUUGACUUCAUUACCACAAGAAAUGUUUUCCUCCAUGUCUGAGUUAGAGAGCAUUUACCUGCAUGGAAACCCUUGGUGCUGUGACUGCAAUCUGCAGUGGUUUGCAGAGUGGGCAAGGCAGAGACCAGAUGUUAUAAAGUGCAAAAAAGACAGAAGUUCAGGUGCUCAGCAAUGCCCAAUGUGUGCUAGUCCCAAAAAUCAUAAAGAGAAAAGCUUAGUGGAUGUUCCUUCUGCAUCUUUAGCCUGCAUGAAGCCAGCCAUACAUGGCUCCCUGAAACUAAAAAACCUCACAGUGCCAGAUGAUGGGGAUUUCAGUGCCAUCUCUCCCAAGGACUUUGUGGCUCCUAUAGGAUCCAUGGUUUUGAACAUGACUGAUCAAGCAGGAAAUCGAGGUAACUUGGUUUGCAAUAUCCAAAGCCCUAAAGAAAUGUCUCCCAUCUCAUUUGACAAAGAUGGCAACAGCACAGUACUCAAAACAUCAUUCUCAUCAUUCCUUGUGUGUGGCAUUGACUAUGAACAUAUUCAGCAGCUAUGGAGCAUAUUGGCACUGUACAGUAACUCUCCCUUAAGACUGGAAAGGAACAUCCUAGCAACUAACACACCUUUUCUUAGUUACAAAUAUAAACAAAUCUACUCUGAAAAAGAUGACCUCUUUACCAAUAUAGAGGUUGAACUGAGAGCUGAACCACCUUGGUUAAUGCAAAGGCAAGUAGCAUUACAGCUGGACAGGACAAAAACCACUCUAAACACACUGCACAUCCAGUACUUCACAGAUGCUCAGAUUAUUUUGCCCAGAGCUGAUGAAAACCAGGAGGGAAACAGCUGGGCUAUCAUCUCCAGAGACAACAGAACACAAACAGAGCACACUGUUCUAGUCGGGGGCACCGUCCAACUGGAGUGCCAAGCAAGUGGAGAACCAGCUCCUGCAAUAGAGUGGCUGUUGGCUGAUGGAAGCAAAGUUAGAGCUCCUUACGUCAGUGAGGAUGGAAGGAUCAUCGUGGUGAACACUGGGACGCUGAUGCUACGGGCAGCUGAUACCUUUGACACUGGCCUUUACCACUGCAUAGGCACAACCGAGCAGGACGCAGAUGCCCUGACGUUCCGGGUCACGGUGCUGGAUGCCCGGGUGGAGCCCGGCGGAGCGAACGGAGCCCGGCUGUCCGCGCCGGCUGGCAGCACGCUCGACCUCCCCUGCACGUCCUCAGCCGUCCCUGACGCUGCCGUUAGCUGGGUGUUACCUGAGCCUGUGGUUCUUCAUCAUUCUGCGAGGAACAAACAGAUUUUUGACAACGGUACCUUGAGAAUCCAAGGGGUGACAGAGCGAGACAGCGGCUACUUCCGCUGCGUGGCCGCCAACCAGUACGGGGUGGAUCUGUUGGUCUUCCAAGUGCUAGUUAGACAGGAUGAAACCACUCCAAAGAAAAAGCAUGUAGUUGUGGGAGAAGAGGAAGAAGAUGGUGGCUCUGGUGAGGUGGUGCUGGUCUCUGCAGCAGCACAGAAACAUCCACUAGCUCCUCUGGCUCCCCAGACACCUGGUCAGGACUCUGCUGCCUCAGCAGCCCGGAACCGGGUCCCACAGAGUGUGCCUACAAGGAACAGCUAUGGGAGAAUGGCUCACAGGCACUCUGGGGACAAGAGGGGCAGGCGGUUCAGGGGACACAGAAGACAGUUUGUUUCCUCAGCCAGGAGAGCUGAUCCGCAGCGCUGGGCAGCCCUCCUGGAAAAAACAAAGAGGAACUCAACGUUGACAGAAAACCAAGGAGAAGUUGCAACAAAACCACCUAUUCAAGCCCAUGAGCUCUCAAAACUAUCUGAGGAUGAGGAGGAAGCCUCUGGUGACCUCUUGUCUCCUGAAGAAGAAUUCAUGAUCCCAGUAACAGAGACAGCCCCUGUGCCUGCUCUGGGAAGAGCUGUGGUACCUGUAGGGCCUGCAACGAUCGUGAGGGACCCCCCUGCCAGGACCACCUCUGCCCCAGCUGCAGGAACUCCUCUCCCCCCUCCUUUGUCAGGGUCUGGGGCAUCUGACAGCAGAAGGCCACAAGCAUAUCUAAAACCUACAAGUACAAACUCAGAGGAAAGAUCUGAUUUAAGUCAAAUAUCAGCAAAGGGUAUAAACCAAUCAAGUCUAUCACAUGGAGGGAGCGGAACAGCUACACUCUCCCCUGCUGGGCAAAGGCCGGUAUAUUCUGGAGAAAGUAAUAACCAAUAUUUAAAAUCUGUAUCUACUACACCCAUGACAGGUGUUACAGUCACCAGCAACUCCGUAACUUCCCAUAAUGCAGUGGACAAGCUCCAUGUUUUUACUGAGUCUAUUGAGAUUUCUACCAAAAUAGAUCAUCAGACUCCUGUAGUGACAGGCAGGGAACCAAGUCCUGAAUUUGGUCACAUUUAUUUUCAUAGUACUCAGAAACAAGUAACUCCAAAGCCACCACUGGACUCAACUAUCAAUACUCAUCAGCAAACUCAGAUUAUUCAAGACACCCAUACACCUCAGGCCCAGCAGCACCAUGGAAGACAAAGGAAAAUUUCUGGUAGGAGACAAAUUGUUAGACCCGGACAGAUUUCAAAGAUGAAAGAGCACAGAUACAAUUUUGGGAGGUCAGGAUCUGUUAGAGAAAGUACAGGUCUGGCUGCAGAUGUUCAACUGAAUACGAAACACUUAUCAACUCUACCAACCUUAAAAAACUUCAGCAGCUCCAUGAACCCAACUAGCCCAGAAGCACCUCUGUCCUCUCCCCCUACCAUGAAUGUGCCACUGGAGCCCCCAGCAGGUACUCAUGUAAGCACAGCAUUCCUCAGGGAAGAGAAAAACAACCCCAGUGCAAGGCAAAAAGCUACUACAACAGCCAUGCCCUUAAUUACAAAAGGCACCCAAGAUACUCCUCAAUGGAACUUAGAGACCAGUGCUCCAUUUCAGACACGAGAAGAGGUCCCUCUUCAGCCGCUGUCAGAACAGACAGAUGGGUUUCCAUCAGUGCAGGCAUCGACCCUGCUUCCCAAAACUCCAACAUCAGCCGUGCCCAGGAUGUCUCCUUUGCACUUCCCACCCAUUUCAACAGCCACCAAGAUCACCAGAAGGAAAACGUUCCGAGGGGGAAGAAAGAGAGGUCAGAGGAGGAAGAAGCCUCCCGUAACCUCUGCUUGGCCAAGGCUCCUCACCGCCCACGCUGGGAAGGCCCUGGCAGUGCCGUGCAGGGCGGAGGGCAGGCCUCCCCCUGCCAUCUCCUGGGUGCUCGCCAACCAGACGCGCGUGUCCCGCUCUUCGGCGGGAAACCGCAAGGUCCGCGUGGAAGCAGAUGGCACUUUAGUUCUUGAGGAGGUCACCGUUUACGACAGGGGCCUCUACACCUGCACGGCUACCAACCCAGCGGGCAGCGACACGCGGGCCGUGAAGCUGCAGGUCGUCGCGGCGCCUCCCGCCAUCCUGGAGGAGAAGAGAGAACGUGUUGAAGGAGCGGCGGGGGGAAGUCUGAGACUCCCCUGCACUGUAAAAGGGAAUCCUCAGCCCGCUGUCCACUGGGUGCUCUUCGAUGGCACGGUGGUGAAGCCUCUGCAGGUUGCAAACGCAAAGCUGUUCCUGUUCUCCAAUGGCACCCUCCAGCUCAGCAACAUGGUCCCUUCUGACAGCGGGAAUUACGAGUGCAUAGCCACGAGCUCGACGGGCUCGGAAAGGAGGGUGGUGAGCCUGGUGGUGGAGCACAGAGAUACCCUCCCAAGGAUAGCUACUGCCUCCCAGGAAAUGACUCAGUUGAAUUUUGGGGAUAAGCUGCUUCUGAACUGCACAGCAACUGGCGAGCCAAAGCCCAGGAUCAUCUGGAGGUUACCUUCCAAGGCAGUUGUUGACCAGUGGCACAGAAUGGGAAGUCGAAUCCACGUCUACCCCAACGGCUCCUUGGUUAUUGAGGCAGUUACGGAGAAGGACGCAGGUGACUAUUUGUGCGUUGCCAGAAACAUAAUUGGUGACGACCUGAUUCUGAUGAAAGUCAGCAUCACAAUGAAGCCAGCCAGGAUUGACCAGAAGCAGUACUUCAAGAAACUGGUGCCAUACGGAAAAGAUUUCACAGUGGACUGCAAGGCCUCAGGGUCACCCACACCAGAAAUAUCCUGGAGUUUGCCAGACGGGACGGUGAUCAAUAAUGCCAUGCUGGCGGAUGACAGCGGCCGCAGGACCCGCAGGUACGUCCUCUUUGACAAUGGAACACUGUAUCUCAACAAAGCUGGAGUCACAGAAGGAGGAGAUUACACCUGCUACGCUCAAAACACACUGGGCAGAGAUGAAAUGAAGGUACACAUCACAGUCGUCAUGGCAGCCCCGCAGAUAAAGCACAGUUACAAGACAUACGUUCAUGUGAAAGCUGGAGAUACAGCACUAUUGGACUGUGAAGCUGCUGGAGAACCCAAGCCCAAAAUAUUCUGGUUGCUGCCUUCCAGUGACAUGAUCUCCUCGUCAACAGCCAGACACCUCCUGCACGUCAAUGGCUCACUGUCAGUCAGGCAAGUCAAGCUGUUGGAUGCUGGGGACUAUAUGUGUGUUGCUCGUAAUCCUGGAGGGGACGACACGAAACUGUAUAAACUGAAUGUUGCUGCUAAACCACCCAUCAUAAACGGUUUGCAUGCAAACAAAACCAUCAUGAAAGUGACAGCAGUGAGGCACUCAAAGAAACACCUCGACUGCCGGGCAGAAGGGACACCCUCCCCACAGAUUAUGUGGAUCAUGCCUGAUAAUAUUUUCCUCACAGCUCCGUAUUACGGGAGCAGGAUUGUAGUGCACCAAAACGGGACACUUGAGAUCCGGAACUUAAGGCCUUCUGACACAGCAGAUUUCAUCUGCGUGGCACGUAAUGAAGGGGGAGAGAGCACGUUGGUGGUGCAGCUGGAGGUGCUAGAAAUGCUCAGGCGACCCAUGUUUAAAAAUCCAUUCAAUGAAAGAAUAAUAGCAAAACCUGGAAAAACCAUCACAUUGAAUUGUUCUGUGGAUGGAAACCCUCCACCUGACAUAAGCUGGAUGUUGCCUAAUGGCACUUGGUUUUCCAGAGGCAUCAAGACUCCCCAGUUUCUCACAGGAGGCAGCGGUACCCUGACCAUCUACAGCCCCGACAGGGACAGCGCAGGGAAGUACCGCUGUGCUGCCAGGAACAGCGUCGGCUACAUUGAAAAGCUGAUCAUCUUGGAGGUUGCCCAGAAGCCCAAUAUUCUCACCCACCCAGCUGGGCCAGUGAAGGGCAUCAGCGGGGAGCCCCUGUCCCUGCACUGCCUGUCAGACGGGAGCCCCAGGCCCCACACAGCCUGGACCCUGCCGGGGGGACGCGUGCUGCACCAGCCGCAGCUCAGCGGGAGGUACCUGCUGCUGGAGAACGGCACCUUGGUCAUACGAGAAGCCACCGUUCACGACAGAGGACAUUACGUGUGCAAGGCCCACAAUGAUGCCGGAGACUCCUCUGUAACUGUUCCUGUGGUCAUUGUAGCCUACCCCCCGAGGAUCACCAGCAGACCUCCGCGGAGCCUUCACACCAUGCCUGGGGCAGCAGUUCAGCUCCACUGCGCAGCACUGGGAAUACCAAAACCAGAAAUUACCUGGGAAUUACCUGACCACUCCAUACUCUCUACGAGUCAGCAAGGCCGAGCACUGGGGAGUGAGCUGCUUCACCCCCAUGGGACGUUGCUCCUCCAGAACCCCCGACCCGCUCAUUCUGGUGCGUACAAGUGCACAGCGAGGAACCCUCUCGGCAGCGAUUUCACAGUCACGUACCUGCACGUCAUUUGA
Molecule: messenger RNA, 6150 nt
Organism: Chaetura pelagica (chimney swift)
Lineage: Eukaryota; Metazoa; Chordata; Aves; Apodiformes; Apodidae
Gene: IGSF10
Product: immunoglobulin superfamily, member 10
Exons: 7
Coding region: 58-6150 (2030 amino acids)
Cellular component (GO): extracellular region
Molecular function (GO): protein binding
Source: RefSeq, a predicted model, not a curated record